UUGAGUCAUAUGUUGACAAUCGUAGCUUCCCGAAAAGAAAUCAGUCUGUUUUUCUUUUGAUAAACAGUUCCUUUUUCGAAAACAUAAAAAGAAUGGUGGGCGCAAUGCCUGUUAAUUUAAUACCAAAAUUUUUCAAUGGUGCCAUGGAGAGCCAUAAUGGUGACGAUUGUGAGAGUCAAGUUUUUAUCGGCAGUCGUGUAAAGUGUAAUGAAGAUUUCGGUACUGUAAAAUAUAUUGGGGAGGUCCAGGGCUACAAAGGGAUCUGGUAUGGGGUUGAGUGGGACAACGCUGAGCGAGGAAAACAUGACGGUUUCGUGGAAGACGUGCAAUACUUCAAAACAACGAAACCUGGGGCUGGUUCCUUUGUACGCCCCAACAAAAUCGCACCAUUCACAACCUGCGCUGAAGCUAUCAGGAGAUACUACGGCGAUCGGGAGGAUGAGACAGUCGCAGCUCACCGUAGAACAGUCAUCAAUGAAUGGAAACGUGAAAUGGGUGCUCCGUUCAUUGAAAUGGUCGGCUUUGAGAAGAUACAUCAGAAACAGAAAUUUGAUCGUCUCCAAGAGGUUUGUGUCCACGACCAGAACAUAUCCAGGGCUGGUGAUGUAGCAGCUCUGUGCCCUAACGUUCGAAGCCUGGAUGUCUCCCAGAACCUGUUUUCAAACUGGCGGGAGAUCAUUGAAUUAUCAGCACAACUGCCAUUGAAAGAAAUUGAUGUGAGUAAGAAUCGCAUGGCAAUCGAUAUACCUGAAGAAACACUGGAACAGCUCUCAAUACACUUUGCUAGCCUGGAGAAGAUAAACAUCUCGGUCUGUGAUUAUGAAUGGUCGGAUGUACUCGCACUCUCCCAUCUCUGGCCUAAAAUCAAUGAGAUCAUAGCAGCCUACAACAGAAUCACCAUCAUUAACCCACCGGCAGUGACCCUACGGACAUUAACAAUCCUCAGGCUGGACGGCAACCCCAUAGAAUCAUGGUGUGAGGUCAUUAACCUGGGCCUCAAAAACCUCAAAGUAUUAAGCCUGAACGACUGUCGUAUAGAGGAAAUCAGAUUUAAAGAUACGAAACCGGAUGCUAAGGCUAGUGUAUUUGAGAAUUUAGAAGUGCUGUUUUUAAACAGGAAUAAAAUCAAAGAUUGGAGGUCAAUAAGUGAGCUGAAUAAAUUGAAAUCUCUAAAGAAACUUUAUUUCUUGAAAAAUCCUAUCCAAUACGAAGAAGACUAUGAUACCGGAUCUCAACUAAUUAUAGCCAAAAUUGGUAAUCUUCAGGAAUUGAAUGGUUCAUGCAUAACUCGAGAACUACGUCGGGGCUCAGAAUAUGACUACAUGAAGAGAUAUGGGGCCGAGUGGAAGAAAGGGGAUGAACAGUUCCACUUUGAGCACUGUAGAUUCCAAGAACUGAUUGAUAAAUAUGGUGUCCCAGACGACAGUCUGCUGGUAAAACAAAAUAAAGACACGACUCUCACAUCACAACUAUUAGAAAUAACGAUCAAAGAUGAAAACGGCAAGAUCCUCAAGAAGAAAUUCCCAUCUACCAUGGCGGUACAGAAACUGGUAACACUGGCACAGAGAUUAUUUUCUAAAGGAAAAAUCGGAACACCCUUUCUAUAUAUACAGGAUGAUCAGAUGCACUCGGAUGUCAUCAUGGAUAAUGUGAUGAAAGACCUAGCGUUCUUCUCCAUUAAAAAUGGCGACACAAUAUUGGUUAAAUUCAGAUAAUCAUUGAUCGAAAAUCUAACUGAGUACAGCAUUGCAGACAUAAAUAUAAACAUUGAUUAAUUGUACCUGUAUUUAUUUUGAAAAUUUGUUUUGAAAAAAUAAAUGUCCACUAUGUAUUUUUA
Molecule: messenger RNA, 1837 nt
Organism: Danaus plexippus (monarch butterfly)
Lineage: Eukaryota; Metazoa; Arthropoda; Insecta; Lepidoptera; Nymphalidae
Gene: Tbce
Product: tubulin-specific chaperone E
Exons: 7
Coding region: 93-1715 (540 amino acids)
Biological process (GO): protein folding
Molecular function (GO): alpha-tubulin binding
Source: RefSeq, a predicted model, not a curated record